Messenger RNA from Larimichthys crocea (large yellow croaker), 1744 nucleotides. It is a transcript of the gene junbb, whose product is annotated as JunB proto-oncogene, AP-1 transcription factor subunit b. Gene Ontology annotation, cellular component: transcription regulator complex. Gene Ontology annotation, biological process: regulation of transcription by RNA polymerase II; regulation of cell cycle; regulation of cell population proliferation. Gene Ontology annotation, molecular function: DNA-binding transcription factor activity, RNA polymerase II-specific; RNA polymerase II cis-regulatory region sequence-specific DNA binding; transcription factor binding. The record is from RefSeq and is a predicted model, not a curated record. The transcript has a single exon. Bases 280 to 1266 code for a protein of 328 amino acids. Lineage: Eukaryota; Metazoa; Chordata; Actinopteri; Sciaenidae.
UCGAGACAGCGAACACACCUUCAACACGCGCAGAGAGAGAGAAGAGCAACAGCUGACCGAGAGGAGUUGGUUCUAAGUUUCACAGGAUUGAGACGCUGGAAAGAGUUUUUCUGUUGUUGGAUUCUGGACUUUCACUUUGAUUUUUUCUUUAUUAGGACACUGUUGAGACAGAAGAAGAGUGCAUGCUCUGUGCUGACACUGACUUUGUUGUUGUGUCUCUAUAAGCAGCUGGUAAGCUCUUAACUUUGUUUUUUUUUUACCACCCCGUCCUACGACUUUAUGUCUACAAAGAUGGAACAGCCUUUCUAUCAUGACGACUCUUUUCUGUCACCUUACGGCCACUCUGAUGCAGCAAUGCACGACUACAAACUGCUAAAGCAGAAUAUGAAUUUGAACUUGACAGAGCCAUAUCGCAACCUGAAAUCGCAGCUGAGAGCCGAGACAGAGCUUUACCAAGGGGGGCAUCAAGACGUGGGGUCCCUGAAGCUCGCCUCCCCGGAGCUGGAGAGGCUCAUCAUCCAAAACAGUAACGGUGUGAUCACCACUCCCACCCCGGGUCAGUACUUCUACAACCGGGGGAUCACCGAUGAGCAGGAGGGCUUCGCUGAGGGGUUUGUGAAAGCCCUGGACGAGCUGCACAAGAUGAACCAGAUGCCCCCCCCUAAUGUGUCCAUCGGAGCCGGUGGAGUUACGACGUGUUCGGCGGCGGCCUCUAGUGUCUUCGGCUCCGCUCUGCAGCCCGAGCCUCCCAUCUACACAACACUGAACGCCUACUGCCCGAACACAAGCCUCUCUUCCGCAUCCAGCUACCCCACAGCCACCAUCAGCUACCUGCCGCCUCACCAGCAGAGCCACCCGCAGACCUCGACGCACGGCGCGCACGCGUUCCAGCACUCUCUCCCCGGCUCCGGGCUCCAUCCGCAGCGACUCGUAGCCCUGAAAGAGGAGCCUCAGACCGUACCCGACCUCCUGAGCAGCGACGGCUCGCCUCCAAUGUCCCCGAUCGACUUGGAGACCCAGGAGAGGAUCAAGGCGGAGCGCAAGAGGCUGAGGAACCGGCUAGCUGCCACCAAGUGCCGGAGGCGCAAACUGGAGCGCAUCGCCCGGCUGGAGGAGAAGGUGAAGGGGUUGAAGAGCGACAACCAGGGGCUGUCCAACACGGCGUCGGUGCUCCGGGAUCAAGUCGCUCAGCUCAAACAGAAAGUCCUGACACACGUGAGCAGCGGCUGUCAGCUGAUGCUCACAAGCAAGAUGGAAGCAUUUUAAAGACAACACACACACACACAGACUGAAACUGACUGAAAAGUAAUAACACUGGAGUCAUGUUCUGCAUGCGCAGCACUGGGAUACCGGCUGAUGUGUUGUCAGCGUUGACAGAAACACACUUAAAGACUGAUUGAAAUGGUACUUGCUGGAUGCUGGACAUCGCUCAAAAGACCAUUCAAAUGAAACACCGGGGCAGCAUCCAGACUGAGCAGAGACACUGAGCGGCCACUGAGGCCCUGAAGUCGGGUUUACUAAUGGUAGAAAAAUGGGAAUGAUCAUUGUUUGUCUUUGUACUUUUUAUUUGGAUGAUAUUGUCAUGCAAUGCUGCAUUUAUUCAAUGUGUAAAUUAUUUUUUGUUGUUGUUUUGGUUUGUCCGGUUGAUCCAGACAAACUGAUGAUGUCCACAAUGUUUACACUGUCUCCUCUUUUUUUAUUAUUAUUUGUGAUGUGUAUUUAAGUAAAGUGUCUUAAAAUGAAA